AGUUCAAGACGCCAAGACAAGCCAAUCCUAUUUUUGAAAACAGGCACUUUUUGUUGCUUGCAGCGGUUGCAUUGUUGCAGCUCGAUCGAGACGUCCUUAUCAAUUCCUUAUCUGUACGUUUUGUUUUAUCAAUUAAAUUCGGACCUGCGAUUAUAAAAUGACCGCAGUCAACAAUCAGUGCUAAGUCUUCAGUAGGAGAGGGAUGAAGGUGCUCAAAACGUAUGGUCGGAAGUUCAAGACUAGUUUUCUGGAAGUCGGCAAGUCCAGUCGUCCAUGGAGCCCUGAAGUCGUACGGGUUCGCAGUCCCAAUGAUCGUUUCGAGACCAUCUUCGACAGCUUGCAGGCAAAGUCGAAGAGCAAGGUUAAAGCAGCUGUCGUGACCACAGACACAUCUAAGGGCAAUGAUGACAAGCGGCAAGCCUCGCCCUGUGGUCUCUUUGAUCUUACCUUGGCAAGCAAGACAGAGGAACGCAGCCCUUUGGAUAAUUUCUGUGUCUACGUUUCGAGCAGUUCGCCCGAGCUCAGGCCGCCAAAGAUCAGGAGGGCGAAGCGGCGAAUGACCAUCCAGUCACCAGGGUCUUCUGAAUCCUCCAGUAGUGUGGCGCCUGCAGUCUCAAGAAAAAAGAAACGAGGACGGCCAAAAGCAAAGCCACCGCCAGCCAAGCGGCGGGUCAGACCGAGACGAGUAGACGCGGCUCCCGUGAGACAUGCUCUGCGUGGAGCUCGAUUCGAAUCAUCAGAAACCGCUACGAGCAGUGGACUGGGAACCGGAAGCUCCAGUAGAAAUUGGGACAGACGUGAGAGCGUUGCAGAAAUUGCGUCUGACCCCGCCAUAGCGAUGCUGCAAAAAGAAUUCAGCAUGAUUGAGAAGCACGAACUUGCGACUGAAGCUUGCAGGUCUCGCGGAACUCGUGGCGCCGACGUAAGCAAAAGUUCCGUGCCGUUGUUGCUGCUUCCUGAAAGUGGCUCAAGUUGGGCGACUGCUCGUAGGAAAAGACGAGAACGUGGCAUUGCAGAGGGGUCCUCGCAGAGUCCGCCUGAAAGUCGGAAGAGAAUGAAGCGCUUGAGUUCGGAGAGAAAGAGGACAGUGCCGCAGGUUGAGAGCGGAAAUGUCGUUGAGAGCAUAUCGGGAGGAUAUCUCGCAUCCGGUCACACGCCGCUGGCAGAAGCUGUGUUGCCACGUCUCGGGGAACGCUGGUCGCCCAAUUUUGCCAGCACGCCUGCACCACAGCAUCUGCAGAAGGAGGUGGUUCGUGGCAAGAAGGCGUUUUUCCUCAACCUCCUUGACCAGAGUUCGCGGGCAUCCCUUGCAGAUAGGACAAACUCGAUUCUUGCCAAUGACUCCUUCGCCUGCAUUACACAGCACGAACCAGUAGAGAUGUUGAGGUCGAGGGUUGGCUGCGACGUGCCGAGCGAGAAGGACAAGGACCGAAAUUCAGAGUUACAGGAUGUAACAUGGAACCUUCAUCAGAAGGACGUCCCUCCCGGGAAGUUGAGUCUUUUAAAGGGGCUCCGUGUCACCCUGGUGGAUCUUGCCACAGAGAGUUCGGAAGGUGACAGAUGCAAGCCACAAAAGCUGUCGUCUGAUCUUGCUCGACAAGAUUCCUCAAAGAAGAUUGUGUUGAAAGAACUGCGAGUGAACCUCACGGAUAUUCUGUCUCAAACACAAGGUAAGUUGAAAUCCGGUGGCAAACAGAGAGUGGCAAAAAGGAGCAAAAGCAACGGCUCCAGUCGGGACGUAUUAACGGAGAUCCUUCAGAAAUAUAUGCGUGUCGGGCUCACAGACAUUUCACCACAGUCCAAAUUUUAUCCCCAAGAACGUGCAACAGCAGCGGCCACAAGUACAAAUGCCACAAGCACAAGUGCCACAAGCACAAGUGCCACGAGCACAAGUGCCGCAAGCCCAAGUGCCGCAAGCCCAAGUGCCUCAAGCUCAAGUCUCACAAGUUCAAAUGCCGUGAGCUCCAGUGUCACAAAAAGUCUGGCGCUGAGCAGACGACAGUCAGAUGCCUCAUCUUCCAACUACCUCAGCAGCCAAAAUUCCUCGGCAGAGAUCCUUCCAAGGAACCCACAAGGCAACCUCACAGACACUUUGCCCGAUAUCAAAAGUCUCCCGAGCUCUUCCUCCAGGCGGGAACCCUCCAUGUUGUGUAGGAAUGCGGGGUCCAGUACAAGCAGAGGCCUGAUGGUCAACGGACUAACUUCGAACCUUCAGUGUUGGAACAUCUCAACAGAUUUUGGAUUGAGGGAAGUACGAGUCAACCUCACGCGUCUGGCACCCCAGAUAGAAGCUAAUCUCGGGAAGUCACCGCUGGGGGAAAGUGGGAACAUUGUUCGAAACGACUCUUCAGGUACUGACUCCACAAUUCUGAAGCUAAGCUGCGUCACUUCGAUGGUAGCAGACAACACUGGGUUGCAAGUCGUGCAAGCAGACAGACAACGUCGUUUUUCGGAGCUAAGCGAGGAUCACGUAGAAGAGUCACUCAAGAAACCCUCUUUGCAAGAAACCAGAGAAAACAAACUACCAAAGGCAAGGGUCGUCUCUGGGCCCAGCUGCAUUGCUGCUGCUUCUCCACUCCAGAGAGAAGCUUCGUUGUCCGUGCGCAGAAGUAGCCUCAUCUCGAGAAGGCCCAAGACUUGGGCCUCAAUACCGAGGAAGAGCAUCCUACCUCCUCUGGCCCCAGAUCCUUUUGAAAUGCUCCUCGACUUCUGCCGCCAGGAAGAAGCCCUCACGUUCGACCAAGCACUCAACUUCAAGUAAGUAACACGUGAUGUUUCGUCCCACAAUACCAAUAUGUGCGCACUGCAGUUAUCCAGUUCAGAGCUGGUUAGUUCGACUGAAGUGUUCUGCUUCUAGAUGCAAAAACAUGCUUCCGAGGUGUGCCUCGGACGCCGUCUGGCUGCGUCCUUGUCUGGCCACAGCAUGAAAACCAAGAAUGGAUAUUUGAGUGUACUUGAAUCAAAUCUCUAAGCAGUGUUCCAAAAGCAAAAAAAAAAAAAAA
Ixodes scapularis (black-legged tick) is the source of this 3002-nucleotide messenger RNA. RefSeq names its product streptococcal hemagglutinin-like. The record is from RefSeq and is a predicted model, not a curated record. The transcript has 5 exons. Lineage: Eukaryota; Metazoa; Arthropoda; Arachnida; Ixodida; Ixodidae. The coding region runs from base 203 to 2761 and encodes 852 amino acids.